AUGACGGUCAAAUACCUACAGUCACGCCUACUCGAUGCCGAUUGGGAGCGGUCACAAUCUGGUACAAGCCGCAACAUGGAGGGUGCAUACAACCUCAAUUCCCAACCCUCCCACCCUCUUCGCUCCGGUUCCUGCCAGUCACUUACCUGCCGUUACUGCAAGAAAACUGGUCACACCAUUGACGAAUGCUUCAAGUUGAAGAAGAAAAAAGAGCUCGAAGAAAGCUCUAAACGGGAGAAAUCCGUCAUCCAGCCUUCGGUGCAUGUCUCCACCAGUUCCUCUGCUGAAAUGACUCCGACCCCUACACCACCUCCUGCCCCAUCAGCCCCUCAAUCCGUACCUGAUUCCCGGUACGUUGACAUUGCUGUCAGCACCAGCCAUCACCCCAUCUUCUCCACAUGGACUCCUCUCGUCGCUGCUGUCUUCAUUCUCACCACCCUCCUCUUCCCUUAUGGGGCUCCCUACGCAUCGGCAUUCACGGCCUCCUCAUCCAACAUGGUCCGGACCUCGUCGUGGCUGGUAGACAGCGGCGCAUCCUCCCAUAUCUGCUCGGAUCUCUCGCUGUUUUCGUCUCUCCAGAAGCCAAACGAAGAUAUACCUGUUCGUUUUGGUGGUGGAGAGACUUACAAGGUCUUGGGAGUCGGCACGGUGGUGGCUACUCUUCGGUCACAAACAUCGGAAACCACCAUUCAGCUGGACAACGUUCUCCCUUCAUCGGUUCACAACCUGCUCUCUGUUCGUGCACUUGGUGCUGCCGGUAUUGCCGUCUCGUUCCCCGCUGCUGGGCGCGUUGUUCUCACAGCUGAUGAAGCUCCUAUCGGCGAGGGUUAUACCCGCAAUAAUCUGUUUUACCUUCACCUGCAUCAUGGGAGCACUGCUGCUCCUUCUAUCAAGCCAACGGCAUGUCCAGUCUCCACCACCACCUCCUCAUACCUCUAG
This is a messenger RNA of Closterium sp. Yama58-4, 939 nucleotides long. Lineage: Eukaryota; Viridiplantae; Streptophyta; Zygnematophyceae; Desmidiales; Closteriaceae. The record is from the annotation of a GenBank genome assembly.